UUUUUUCAUUAUCUUCUCUUAAACAAUUAUAAAAACCGAUCGACUCUCUCGAUCUAAAGCACGCACGUGUGCCUGAGUUUUCUUACAAAUAUCGUUUUAAAGACAAAAGAUUGAUCGAGGAUAUGCGAUUGAUUCGUGUUUGUAGUGAGGAAGCGAUUGAACUCGGGAGACAAGUGGCAAGCGGGACGUGUCCUUAUUGUCAAGGUAAAGUGGAAGCAGUGGAUACGGAGAGCAAAUGGAGAUUUUGCUGCAUCCCCAUUUCGUAUAUCAGCAAACGCAAGUACUUCUGCACUUUGUGUUCUCGACGUUUGGUUUUGUAUGAUUAUGAUUAGCCACGUACGUAGUGUCCUCAUGAGGUGUCAAUUGAAUUGAUUUUAAUGUAUAUCUGUGAGCAAAUAGUGUUUGUAGUUGAGCGAUUUGAUAAGAUACGAUACGAUUUUUGUAUAUAAAACUAUAAAAAUAUAGAUACCGUUGGUGUUGAUGUUUACAUCAUUGUUUACGUGUCAUUGGCAAGAGGUUCAACUAAUCAUAGCUGAUAAUGGAAUAGUAAAAGUGAAAUGUGCCGUGUUAACAUUAUUAAGCUUUGACUUUCAAACUAAGAAAAAAAGCAACAUG
Molecule: messenger RNA, 615 nt
Organism: Lactuca sativa (garden lettuce)
Lineage: Eukaryota; Viridiplantae; Streptophyta; Magnoliopsida; Asterales; Asteraceae
Source: RefSeq, a predicted model, not a curated record